UUCUCCAUUUAUUAUACUUUUGUUUUCUUCUACUACUUUCAUUUUUAUCUCCUCAUCAUUCUUCUCCUUUUCGUUCCUCUAUAUAAGAGAUCCUUUAGGCCUCUUCAAAUUCCCAUCUUGUGUUGAAUUCUAAACAAAAUGAAGAGAGUUUUAUUGCUUGCCUUUUUACUUGCUUUGCUUACUGGGGUGAUUGAGAGUUUCGAUUUCCACGAGAAGGACUUGGUGUCAGACGAAAGCCUGUGGGAUCUGUAUGAGAGAUGGAGAAGCCAUCACACAGUGUCCAGGAGUCUUGAAGAGAAGCACAAGCGGUUCAAUGUGUUCAAGGAAAAUGUUAUGCAUGUCCAUCACACCAACAACAAGGAUAAACCUUAUAAGCUGAAAUUGAACAAGUUUGCAGACAUGACCAACCAUGAAUUCAGAAGCACUUAUGCUGGCUCAAAGGUUAAGCAUCACAGGAUGUUCCGAGGGCCACAGCAUGGUAAUGGAAGCUUCAUGUAUGAGAAUGUUAAAAGUGUCCCUGCUUCAGUUGAUUGGAGAAAGAAAGGAGCUGUCACUCCAGUGAAGGAUCAAGGCCAAUGUGGAAGUUGCUGGGCAUUCUCAACCAUUGUAGCUGUGGAAGGUAUUAAUUAUAUCAAGACGAACAAGCUGGUAUCGUUGUCUGAGCAGGAAUUGGUUGAUUGUGACACUUCAGAAAAUGAAGGAUGCAAUGGAGGUUUAAUGGAAUAUGCAUUUGAAUUCAUCAAACAAAAGGGAGGAAUAACAACCGAAGUUAAUUACCCUUAUAAAGCAGAAGAUGGAACUUGUGAUGUUAAAAAGGAAAACUCUCCUGCAGUGUCAAUUGAUGGGCAUGAGAAUGUGCCUGCUAACAAUCAGGAUGCCUUGCUAAAAGCAGUCGCCAAUCAACCUGUAUCAGUGGCCAUCGAUGCAGGAGGUUCUGAUUUCCAAUUCUACUCAGAGGGAGUAUUUACAGGUAGCUGUGGCACAGAGCUAGAUCAUGGAGUUGCAGUGGUGGGUUAUGGAACAACACUGGAUGGAACCAAGUACUGGAUAGUAAAGAACUCCUGGGGACCAGAAUGGGGUGAGAAGGGUUACAUAAGGAUGGAAAGAGGAAUCUCCGACAAAGAGGGAAUCUGUGGAAUUGCUAUGGAGGCUUCAUAUCCCAUCAAGAACUCUUCAAAUAACCCUGGAAAGACUACAUCCUCCACCCCUAAAGAUGAACUCUAAACAAGCUUCACUAUUGACUCACAGCCCUGCAGAAGUUGCUUCUGUCAUAAGAAUUACAUGAACCCAAAAUAAUACUUUGUUUCACAGAUUUGAUUCCUAAUGUAAUAAUCAGCUUCUAUUUCUUCGGCUAUAUGAAGGUGGAAAUAAAUUCAUUCAA
Ziziphus jujuba (common jujube) is the source of this 1381-nucleotide messenger RNA. RefSeq names its product vignain. Lineage: Eukaryota; Viridiplantae; Streptophyta; Magnoliopsida; Rosales; Rhamnaceae. Bases 139 to 1224 code for a protein of 361 amino acids. Gene Ontology annotation, molecular function: cysteine-type endopeptidase activity. The transcript is spliced from 4 exons. Gene Ontology annotation, cellular component: lysosome. The record is from RefSeq and is a predicted model, not a curated record.